AACCACCAUUAUUAAUUUUUAUUGAUUGUCUUUCCUACUCUCUCUAUCACUCUCUAUCUCUCUCUCUCAUGUCUGUUAGUAAUACUCCAUCAAAAGAGAAGGCUUCAUUAUUCAAUGCUGACCUCUUCUCCUCACCAGCCACUGGCCUAUCUUCACUAGGAUUCGGGGAUGACAUAUUUUCAGGUGGUAGUCCAUUCACAUUAGCUCCUGCAGCUCCAGCAGUACCUUCAGUAGCCACACCCUCCUCUAAUGAAGGUGGCGGAGCUACCCCUCCCUCUAAAUCAGACGAGACCCUUCACACAGUGCCAUUGGAUAGUCCUACAUUAGCUGAGGAAGAGGACAGUAGGCGUGGUCAGACCACUAGUCUUCCAUUACUGAGUGUUCCAGGUAGUGUGGCAGGAUGGAACGAUCCUCCUUUUCUCUCGUCUCUCUCAGCCCCGCCCCCUCCCUCUCGUACAGUCAGUACUCCGUUAUCAGGUGGAGACUUUCACGUACAACCUUUAGUUGAUAACAGGAGGAGUGAGUCCCCUCGUCCUUCUCCAGCCCCUCCCACUGGUUCUUCUAAUCCGUAUCGUUUAGGAGUGGGCGGGGCUGCCUCCAGUAAAAGACCUGUCUAUACACAGAACAUGAUUCCACCUACUAGCGGAUCUCAAGCUCCACCCAUUGCUCCACCCACCACUGGCCCAUUGACUUAUGCUCCACCUACUAACCCUCAGAUAGUAGCCCCGCCUACUUAUUCUCAAGCUCCACCCACUUAUUCUCAGGCUCCACCCACUCAAUCGCAAGCCCCAUCCCUUACAGUAGAGAAACCAUCUAUAAUUCCUGUUCAAGCUCAUUGGUUCUAUCUGAAGGAAGGACAGGAGUACUGGUAUCCUUUCUCUUUGAUUGAUUCGUCUAAACUUGAAGAGAUAUACAUCAGAUUAGAAACUGAUCCAUCAUUUAAUAGUGUUGUUCAAACUGAUGGAGGUAGAUAUGAUGUUGAUGUCAGUAAGAGACAGAGAGCAGCUGUUUAUUGGGAUGAACCGCCAGGAUUGGUUAGGAGGUGCACCUGGUUCUAUAAAGGUGAUGAUGAUCGCUGGUAUAAGCCAUACAUUGAAGAUAUUGCUAUAAAAUUAGAAACUGCAUUCACAGAAGCUGUAAUGCAAGGUAACUGGAACUGUCGUGUUGACUUGCCUGAAGGUGAAGCAGUUGUUAUAAAUUCACCAACUGCCAUCGCUCAUUAUCCUGCCCAUCAAGUGCAGACACUGAACUAUGAGAUUGAUUACAAGCCUAAAGCUGUACUGAGAGGAUUCCUAGAGAGAGAUAAAGUUCAAAUGGGUGAAGAUAAGAACAUUGAUCAUUUGGUUUUUGUUGUUCAUGGCAUUGGACCUUUUGCUGACAUUAGACUCGACUCAUUUAGGAGCCUCAUUGAUUGUGUUGAUGACUUCAGAGAGGUGUCAUUAUUAUUACUGAGGUCUCAUGAUGUUUCUGGUAGGGGGGCGGGGGGACAAGGGAGGGUGGAGUUCCUGCCUGUACAGUGGCACUCGGCUCUACAUGGGGAUGACACUGGAGUUGACAAACAAGUGAAGUCCAUUUCUUUGCCAAGUAUCAGUAAAUUAAGGGAUUUCACUAACUCAACUUUGAUUGAUAUAUUAUUCUAUACCAGCCCACUUUACCUGCAGACUAUUAUUGAUCAAGUGUCCUCGGAGAUGAAUCGAAUGUAUGCUUUAUUUAAGGAGAGGAAUCCAUCAUUCAGUGGCUCUGUGGGAGUGAUGGGACACUCACUGGGGUCUUGUAUCCUCUUUGACUUACUCUAUCAUCAAAAAGUUGAUGGAGGUGUGUCAAUGGGUGUGGUCAAAGACCCAGUUCCACAGUCACUACCAGUAACUGAAAGUACUGACUCGUUAGAGAAACAAGAAGAGAAGGAGAAAGAGGAGGAAGAGGAUGCUCCUGCUGUGUCAGACAUUUUGAAUCAGUUAGGACUACCUCAGCUUAUUGAGAAAUUUGAAAGUGAAAUGAUCGACUUCAACACUUUUAUAUUGUGUAAUAAUGAAGACCUGAAGGAGAUUGGUGUACCUCUUGGGGGAAGAAAGAAAAUAACUAGUUACAUUGAUGAAUGGAACAAGAAGAAAGAACAGGAACAGGAAAGGAAAGUCAAAGAAGCUGAAGAGAGAUUACGAGAGGAGGAGCUUAAGAAGUCAUUGGCAGCUGAUGGAGCUUGUGUGGGUGGAGUUACUGAAACUGUAACUUACGUUAAAGGAACAGCUGGAACAGGUCAACCUCUUGUUAAUUAUCCUUUAUUGAAUUUCAAUCCUUCGUCACUCUUUGCUGUUGGAUCACCUAUUGGACUAUUUCUAACACUUAGAGGUGUAGAGUCCCUAGGUCCUGAGUAUCAACUCCCAACCUGUUCCUCAGUUUAUAAUAUAUUCCAUCCAUAUGAUCCUGUGGCCUAUAGACUGGAGCCAUUGUUAGUAUCACAAGCUCCUCUUAAAGCAGCUCUGUUGCCUCACCAUAAAGGAAGGAAGAGGUUUCAUUUAGAAUUAUAUGAGAAUAUAGAGAGAGUUGGCCAGUCUGUGAAGUAUCAUUUGGUUGAGGGAAUUCGUAACAUGGGCAUCAGUGAAUGA
Messenger RNA from Amphimedon queenslandica, 2603 nucleotides. RefSeq names its product phospholipase DDHD2-like. Gene Ontology annotation, molecular function: glycerophospholipase activity; metal ion binding; protein binding. NCBI's taxonomy places the organism in Eukaryota, Metazoa, Porifera, Demospongiae, Haplosclerida, Niphatidae. Gene Ontology annotation, cellular component: cytoplasm. The transcript has 17 exons. Bases 69 to 2603 code for a protein of 844 amino acids. The record is from RefSeq and is a predicted model, not a curated record.